This is a messenger RNA of Hermetia illucens (black soldier fly), 1259 nucleotides long. RefSeq lists its product as uncharacterized. The transcript is spliced from 2 exons. The record is from RefSeq and is a predicted model, not a curated record. Lineage: Eukaryota; Metazoa; Arthropoda; Insecta; Diptera; Stratiomyidae. Bases 97 to 1101 code for a protein of 334 amino acids.
UGAGUCUGGAAGACACCAUGCCUUCUAUAUAAAGAUCGGUGAAGACACUUGGAAUAUAGCAUUCAUUUCAAAUCCCUGAGAGAGUCAAUAUCGAAAAUGAGAACACACGGAACGAUCCUUACAGUUCUUCUAAUACUUACCGAAGCAAGUGGUUUAUACCUGAAACAGGAGCAUAGAAACCAAAACGCUGAUCAACUGAUUCGAUCUUGGAACAGUUUCAUCGAUAAACUGUGGAUGCCAUCGAGCCGCAAGGCACAAGAGGGCAGAUAUAAACGUAUGGAUGUAUUCAACGAAUACGAGGCCCUUACAAUGAUACCAACCAUCAUCAAGUUAUACAAGAAGGACCUUCUACUCGAAUCAGAGAAAAAUAUCAUAUCAGAUGUCUACGGAAGUCUUUGGUCUAUCAUCGAGGAGGAAGUGCACCGCAAACCCCAGACCAAAGUAAACCCAGUCUUGAAAACGAUUUUCGAUCUUUUGGAAUUCCUGAGAUCGAAACAACCAAUCCUUGGGAGCGACACUGACCAAAACACAGUGCGAAUGGUGCCUAAGUCAGCAUUUCGCAAACUCAACAUUCGAAAGUUCCAAAAUGAUAGUCCUUCACAAAGGCUAUUGAAUUUAAUGGCCAAUUUGAUACGAGCUACAUCAACUGCAACCCAAUAUAAUGUUCAGCAGAAAUCAUCCAGACGGAUCCUUAGAUCCGCACCUGCACCCAAGGUUCAUCUUAACCUAGAGCUAUCAGACAUCCCAAUAACUCAGGUCUCACGAACAACGCGGCACGCGCUUAGACCAACGGAGGAAGACGAUCUUACUGCCGCCCGUAUGGACGCAACAUUACUGAAGUUACUUGACGGCGAAGCUCAAACGGAAUCCUUUGAAGCCUACGAUGAUUAUGGCCAGCCUCUGCAGGAGAAUUAUUUUGAAGUUGACGAGAAACCUUACGAUUACGCCUUCGAUGACCACAGCGAUUAUAAUAUGUUCAGGCCGAGUUCAUAUUCCAGGUCGAGCUACGAAAACAAUUCCAUCGCUGACUUGCUUAAGAUGAUGGCACGCGAUCGAGUGCGAAGUAAGAAGUUAAAUAGAAGGAUUGGAUUUCGGCAUUAGGAUUCUGCUAAGAACAGUUUGUUAACAUACCCAAACUUAAAAAUAGUAUGUCUAGUGAUAAUAGAAACGGUGCAAUAUUUGGUUUAGAUUUUAAGAUAGUCCCCUUAAAUUGUAUGUAUUAGUUUAGUGCCUGUAAAAAUAUAAUUCGAAAAUUAGAA